AUGCCCGUUCCCGUUCCCGUCUUCAUCAAGCAGCCCUCCCACCAGGUCAUCAAGAUCAAUCACCCCUCCCAGCCCGAUAGCAAAUCGUCCGUCUUUCAGCACCUCACCAACACGUUGCCCCUCCCUCCUCAGGGACCUCCACCCUCGCUCGCAUCCCGGGAGGAGUGGAUCAGCUCUCUCCCUUCGUGGAGGAGGAACAAACCCCGCCGCAUUUGGGAGGACGACUACGGGCUUUCCCAGGACCUCACCCAGCAGGGUUUUCAGGAAGGGUUGACCGCUGCGGACAACGCAUCGGUCAUUAAAGGAGCGCACGCGCAAGCGAGCAUUCCGCCCGUCCGUGCCUCGACGUUCGAGGCCGACUUCCUCUCCGGCAACAUGUACCUUGCCCCUGAAGAAAUGGACGACGAGAUGGAUGGUUACCCCGCUAUGCGGGACUGGCGCAGCGACGAUGACCUUUCCGACUUCCCCCAGGUCCAGCAGAAGACGUACCAACGCAUGUCGACCGACAGCCCCAUCGCCGUUGCAGUGGAUCGCACAGCCGACUCCCGCACCAUCACUCGCUCGCUUUCGGCGCCCGGAGUGGCUGAAGCGUACGCCCGGUACGAGCGUGGCGCGUUCAGUCCCGUCUUGGAGGACUACUCCCCUGACGUGGCGGAGAAUUUUUCUCCAGAGCAAGCCGGCGACGUCGAGGUUGGUUCUAGCCCUAUUGGACCAGCCACUCCAUUUGCCGACUACGUCGACAACGCUUUUGUGGAGGCCCAGUAUGUCCCCGCGUUGCAGCGCAGCCGGGCUGCUGAACGCAACCAGAGCGUUUCUUAUCCCACUCACGACGGCUACCACGCUACGUGUUACCAAUGCCAGACUUGCCAAGGGGAGCAGCCCGUUCAGCAGGCUCCCGCCACCGAGUCCGUCGUCACGCCCGUCGCUACUGCCGCAUACAAGAAGCUGGCAGCACCACUGUCAGAGUGGAUCGUCGGAUACGUGUGGAAGGUCUGCACGACGGGAAUGCGCCUCCCUCCUGUAUACGCCCAGCCAGGCGCUUUCUUCAAGCACUAUCCCAGCUCGCCACCAUCUCACUUGAUCUCCUCCACCCACUCCAUGCUGCUAUCAACACUUUUACAGCCCUCGGCGGUGUUCCUUGCUCUGUGGUACAUCGUGCGUUUGCCCGUCUUCUUCGGUCCUGUGGGAUUAGGUCCGGAGCACGUCAAGGAAAUGCGCUUCCGCGCCGAACUGCUCGGGGAGGCGCAUCUUGGAGCCGAUCGGGAUAUGAUCGAAGCUUACGCGCCAUUCCGUCUCAUCCUGCUGGGCUGUAUGCUCGCCAAUAAGUGGCUGGAUGAUCACACUUUCUCCAACAAGACUUGGCACACCAUCUCGAACGUCCCUAUCCGCUCAUUGAACAGGCUCGAAGCGCUUGCUUUGGACAUUUUCCAGUAUGACCUGUCCAUUGCUCCCCUCGACUGGACCGACUGGCUUUCGGACAUCAUGGCGUACCACCAGGCGCUAUCGUCUCCCAUGUUCCCGCAGCCUAUUUCGCGCCCUUCGACCAGUCCACACAUCAUCGUGCGCCAAGCUCUCGAGACGUUGGUCAACGCCGGUACAAUCGAUUAUGCCUACUCGGGCAACGAGGUUUCCGGACCUCCGAUGCCAAUCUUUGUCGGACUCGAGGAUCAGAAGAAGACUGAUGAAGACACGUAUGUGGACGACGUGCUGGAAAUCGACUUGGACGAAGACGGGCCGCUCCGCGAGGAGUAUCUCCCGAGGAGGCGGACCAGCACCAGGUCGUUCAAUGCGCAUGCUGAUCCAUAUGCGAAGGGGUCUGAGCGCGCACUGCCGCCACCUGCGAAGUGGAGUCCCGCCGCAGAUGAGCCCAUUCUGCGCGACUCUACCAGGGGACAUGGUCAGUACGUGGCACCCCAGCCUGUGUCCCACCUUGGAUUGCCGCCGCCACCUCCGCAAUACCAGCCCUCGGUGGAUAUGCAUCACCCUUCCUGGCCUAUAGGUGGCUACGUCAUGCGGCAGGACCCGGCUCGGGCUUUCCCUCCCCCCAUGUACCAAGCCCCCCACCCUGCCUUCGACUACGGCUACGGCGUUCCCACUGUCCAUCCCAGCCAUGGCCGUUCGCACUCCCUCUCCUACAAUCAGGCCAUGGAGCAGGCGCCUGCUCGCCUGCGGUCCUUCUCGCAGACGCAGUUCGAUCACGAUGUUCGUGUGCCAGAGGCGCAGUACGUGUCUCCUCCUGCAUGGGGCACGUACAACCGCAUCGGCUUCCCGACGUCCUAUGAUCGGCCCUUCGGGCUUUCUCACCGCCCCUCGCUCAUGGCGUGA
Messenger RNA from Epithele typhae, 2325 nucleotides. RefSeq lists its product as uncharacterized. NCBI's taxonomy places the organism in Eukaryota, Fungi, Basidiomycota, Agaricomycetes, Polyporales, Epitheliaceae. The transcript is spliced from 3 exons. Gene Ontology annotation, cellular component: nucleus; cyclin-dependent protein kinase holoenzyme complex. The record is from RefSeq and is a predicted model, not a curated record. Gene Ontology annotation, biological process: regulation of cyclin-dependent protein serine/threonine kinase activity. The coding region runs from base 1 to 2325 and encodes 774 amino acids. Gene Ontology annotation, molecular function: protein kinase binding; cyclin-dependent protein serine/threonine kinase regulator activity.